AUGCUGGUCAGGGGGCUCCCCCCGCGCUCUGUCCUGGUCAAAAGCUGCCAGCCGCUCCUGAUCGCCUGGCGGGAGGGCCCGGGACACCCCAGGGUGCCUGCUCGAGAAGGAGCCAGCAUCUCUACCCACAGCCCUCGCCCCUUCGGGGAGAUCCCCUCCCCUGGUGACAACGGCUGGCUGAAUCUGUACCAUUUUUGGAGGGAAAAAGGCAUGCACAGACUGCACUAUCGCAACGUCCAGAAUUUCCAGAAGUAUGGUCCCAUUUACAGGGAGAAGCUCGGCACCAUGGAGUCGGUGUUUAUCAUCAACCCCGAGGAUGUGGCCAUUCUCUUUAAUUCCGAGGGUCCCAACCCGGAACGCUUUCUCGUCCCGCCCUGGGUUGCCUAUCACCAGCAUUACAAGAGACCCAUCGGGGUCCUGUUCAAGAAGUCAAGAGACUGGAAGAAAGACCGGGUGGCCCUCAACCAGGAGGUGAUGGCUCUGGAGGCCAUCCAGAACUUCGUGCCUCUGCUGGACGCAGUGGCUCGGGACUUCGUCAGUGUCCUGCACAGGCGCAUCAAGCAGCAGGGCUCCGGGAAGUUCACAGGGGACAUCAGUGAUGACUUGUUCCGCUUCGCCUUUGAGUCCAUCUCCAAUGUUGUAUUUGGGGAGCGCCUGGGGAUGCUGGAGGAGAUGGUGGACCCUGAGGCCCAGCAAUUCAUCGACGCCGUAUACAAGAUGUUCCACACCAGUGUGCCCAUGCUCAGCUUUCCCCCAGACCUGUUCCGCCUGCUCAGGACCAAGACCUGGAGGGACCACGCGGCUGCGUGGGACAUUAUUUUCAAUAAAGCUGAAAAAUACACCCAGAAAUUCUACUGGGAUUUGAGACAGCGAAGAGACUUCGGCAACAAUUACCCUGGUGUACUCUACCGCCUCCUGGGAAAUAACAAGCUUCCCUUUGAGGACAUCAAGGCCAACAUCACGGAGAUGCUGGCGGGAGGUGUGGACACGACGUCCAUGACGCUGCAGUGGAACCUGUACGAGAUGUCACGGAACCUGAGGGUGCAGGAGAUGCUGCGGGCAGAGGUGCAGGCUGCCCGGCGCCAGGCUGGGGAAGACAUGAGCACGAUGCUGAAGUUGGUCCCACUCCUCAAAGCCAGCAUCAAGGAGACUCUGAGACUCCACCCCAUCUCCGUGACCCUGCAGAGAUAUGUUGUGAAUGACCUGGUUCUUCAAGAUUACAAGAUUCCUGCCAAGACCUUGGUGCAGGUGGCCACCUAUGCCAUGGGCCGAGACCCCACCUUCUUCAACAACCCGGAGAGUUUUGAUCCAAGCCGAUGGCUGGACAGAAACAAGGACGCCAUUCACUUCCGGAACCUGGGCUUCGGCUGGGGUGUGCGGCAGUGUGUGGGCCGCCGCGUUGCCGAGCUCGAGAUGACCAUCCUCCUCAUCCAUAUGCUGGAGAACUUCAGAAUUGAAAUCCAACAUCUCCGUGAUGUGGGCACCACCUUCAACCUCAUCCUGAUGCCAGAUAAGCCCAUCUUCUUCACCUUCCGAUCCCUCAACCAGGACCCCCCCAGAGCGUGACCAGAGCGGGUGGGCACGGCUCUCCUGCAGGUACAGGGCCUCCAGCGGCGGUGCGGAGGAAGGCCCAGUGGCGUGGGGGCCGCGGGGGUCUCUGCAUCUUCAGUCCUCUGCUCCCCAGCCCUGCCCCUUCCCGUCCAGCUCUGACCAGGAGGAAGCAGCCAAGCAGGUAGAUUUGGCUCUCAGGGCUCGACUUCCUCAGCUCAGCCGAGAUACUCCGCUUUCACCCAACUUCUUCUCCCUGCUUGC
This is a messenger RNA of Choloepus didactylus (southern two-toed sloth), 1812 nucleotides long. RefSeq names its product cholesterol side-chain cleavage enzyme, mitochondrial. Gene Ontology annotation, cellular component: mitochondrial inner membrane. Gene Ontology annotation, molecular function: iron ion binding; heme binding; oxidoreductase activity, acting on paired donors, with incorporation or reduction of molecular oxygen. The transcript is spliced from 9 exons. Gene Ontology annotation, biological process: cholesterol metabolic process; cortisol metabolic process; cellular response to peptide hormone stimulus. The coding region runs from base 1 to 1566 and encodes 521 amino acids. The record is from RefSeq and is a predicted model, not a curated record. Lineage: Eukaryota; Metazoa; Chordata; Mammalia; Pilosa; Megalonychidae.